AUGAUCAUUGAUAGCAUACUGGUAUCUGGCCUCUGGGCGGUCUUGCUCGGAGUAAUUGUUUGGGCUCUCUACAUCACUGGAAGAGCAUACAUUGACCCUCUACGUGACAUCGAUGGGCCAUUUAUCGCAAGAUUCACCCGCCUUUGGUAUCUCAAGAAGAUAUUUGAGGGAAAAUUCGAGCUAGUCAAUGUUGCGCUUCAUAAGAAGUACGGCCCGGUGGUUCGAAUAGCACCCAAUGUCUACUCAAUUGAUGACCCGGGGUGUGCGAAAACAUUAUAUGGACAUGGAAGCAAGUUUGUCAAGGCUUCCUGGUACUCGGCAUGGAUGCCACUAGACAUCAAUAAAGCCUCCCUCUUCGGAGAUACUGAUCCACACCAUCAUGCUCUGCAAAGACGCAAAUUUGCUUCAUCAUAUUCGAUGACUAGUCUCGUUGGAUACGAGCCAUUCGUCAACAACUGCACGAAAGUAUUCACAAACAGACUUUCUGAAAUUGCAAAACUGGACGAAACGAUAGAUCUCGCUCAUUGGUUCCAAUGUUAUGCUUUUGAUGUCAUUGGGAAAAUAACAUUCGGUCGCCGUUUCGGGUUCCUGGAUUAUAGUACAAGAACUGACGUAUUUGAUGCUAUCGACACACGCAAUCUUUAUAGCACCUUUGUCGGAUUGUUUCCUUCUUGGCUGCAUCGUAUGCUGUUCCCUCUACUACCCACAACUGGAGGUCACGGCUAUGUGGGUAAGUAUACUAUGGAUGAGAUUGCCUCCCGCGAAAGUCUGCUCAAAAGUCCAGAUGUCAAGGAGCGUGAGGGAAAACCAGACUUUGUAUCCAGGUUCUUCCAGAUACGCGAAGAGGACCCGGAAAAUAUGACCAAGACGGACAUUUUCACCAUGUGUCAAAGCAACAUUGGGGCUGGAAGCGAUACAACUGCUAUAUCCCUCUCGGAGAUUGUGUACAACUUACUGAAACACCCGGAAACCUACACACGACUCAAAAAAGAAAUUGACGAGGCUGCCUCUCAGGGAAAGAUAGCAGAUCCUAUUUCAUUCAAGGAAACUCAAGAGUUACCCUUUCUCCAAGCUGUUAUCAAGGAAGCACUAUGGUUGCACUCGGCGACAGGACUACCCCUAGCUAGAGUUGUACCGGAAGGGGGUGCAAUGUUUGCAGGGAAACAAUUUCCGGCGGGUGCUACAGUAGGCAUCAAUUCAUGGGUCGCACACCGGAACACAAACAUCUUUGGAGCAGAUGCCGAUAGUUGGCGGCCAGAGAGAUGGCUUGACGAGCAUAGUAAUGACGUUGCUGAAAUGGACCGGUACUUUCUAGCAUUUGGUUUAGGGAGUAGAACCUGUCUCGGGAAAAAUCUGAGUAUGUUAGAGAUGAGUAAGCUGAUACCACAGUUGUUGAGAACUUUUGACUUUGUUCUUGAUGAAAAGCUUCGGUUUAAGGAUUGGGAUACUAAAAAUCGAUGGUUUGUGAAGCCACAAGAUUUCUAUGUGAAAGUAGCUCGCCGCUAG
Molecule: messenger RNA, 1506 nt
Organism: Talaromyces marneffei
Lineage: Eukaryota; Fungi; Ascomycota; Eurotiomycetes; Eurotiales; Trichocomaceae
Exons: 2
Coding region: 1-1506 (501 amino acids)
Molecular function (GO): monooxygenase activity; iron ion binding; heme binding
Source: RefSeq, a predicted model, not a curated record